Messenger RNA from Nasonia vitripennis (jewel wasp), 1176 nucleotides. RefSeq names its product gustatory receptor 11 (gene Gr11). The record is from RefSeq and is marked inferred. The coding region runs from base 1 to 1176 and encodes 391 amino acids. Gene Ontology annotation, biological process: sensory perception of taste. NCBI's taxonomy places the organism in Eukaryota, Metazoa, Arthropoda, Insecta, Hymenoptera, Pteromalidae. Gene Ontology annotation, cellular component: membrane; axon; neuronal cell body. The transcript has 4 exons.
AUGAAAACCACAAUAAUUAAUUGUAUUUUAAUAAAAUGCGUUUUCUACUUUAUGAAAUUAAUAGGCGUUUGUCCUUUUGUUCUUGACAAAAAGGAAAUUCUGAAAAGUUCUACUUCUGGAAAAAUGUACAAUCUUUUACUUAUAGUGUCUUAUAUUUACAGUUAUGUGAUUGUUAUAAAAUGUAGGAGAAAUCUGCAUUAUUCUGAAGAAACUCAACUUGGAAUCAUUAUUGAUAUGAUUGGAAUCACUUUAAAAUAUUCAGCAGUUAUAGUGUGCUGGUACACUUUAGCAGUACAUCAGACCCAAGUGAAGUCUAUCAUUCAACAUUUAAAAGUUAUUGCAAAUAAUCAAACAAUGCUUGCUUCAAAAUGUCGAAGAGAAAAGAUAAAUAAUGAAUUCAAAACAUUUAGAUAUGGUUUAAUUGUGAUAAAUAUUCUAGGUCUUACCAUUUUAACACAGAAUAAUUUUAUUAACAACUAUUAUAAAAAUUGCACAACGGAUUUUACCUUCACGUUAUUCGAUAUUUUUCAGAUUGUUAUUUACAAUGUUAUUUUCAUAUUUUUGAGAAUCGUUUUGUACACACAAGAAAAUUAUAGAAUUAUAAACAAAGCUUUAAAUAAAUGUACUAAUUAUAAUGAAUUAGACAAUGUUAAUGUUACGUAUGAUACGAUACUAUCUUUGAAGAAACUUCAAUCUGCAGGAUUAGCCCAUAAAAAUAUUUCGGAUCUACUUGAAAAUAUUGUAGAUUUUUUCAGAUUACCUGUUUUGCUUAUUAUUACUGCAGUUUUCGUGCAAAUUCUAAUCGAUGUCCAUUUAAUACUAUAUUUUAUAAAGACAGAGAACUGGAACCACAUAAAGUAUUAUUCUCUGAUACACUUAUUAAUUACAUUUGCAAUCAGAGUUUCAGCAACAUAUUUUAUUUGUAGCAUAUCAGACUCAACAGGCAUUGAAGGAAAUAAUACAAAAAAUAUUAUAAACGUUAUAUUAAAUAAAUGGCGGUUUACAAAAUCUCACAAAAAUUUAGCAAAAAUGUUUAUUUUUAAUCUACAUGAACACAAAAUUCAGAUUUCGCUUUAUGGAUUGUUCAAUGUCGACUAUAGUUUAUUAAAGAAUUUGUGCAGUUCAACCAUAAUGUAUGUUAUUUUCAUGUUUCAACUUGAUGGGAUAAUUAAGUAA